Messenger RNA from Kogia breviceps (pygmy sperm whale), 1867 nucleotides. It is a transcript of the gene GMPR2, whose product is annotated as guanosine monophosphate reductase 2. Gene Ontology annotation, cellular component: GMP reductase complex. Lineage: Eukaryota; Metazoa; Chordata; Mammalia; Artiodactyla; Physeteridae. Gene Ontology annotation, biological process: nucleotide metabolic process. Gene Ontology annotation, molecular function: GMP reductase activity. The record is from RefSeq and is a predicted model, not a curated record.
CCACAAGACUCAACUGGGCUGCACGAGGGUGGUGGCUAAUCAAGAGGAGUUUCGGUCAACUGCCACCUGGCCACGGCGACAAGAACCCUCAGAUUCGCUGCUACCCUGAGGUGCUUGCCAUGCCUCACAUCGACAACGACGUCAAACUGGACUUCAAGGAUGUCCUGUUGAGGCCCAAACGCAGUACCCUUAAGUCUCGAAGUGAGGUGGAUCUCACAAGAUCCUUUUCAUUUCGGAACUCAAAGCAGAUGUACUCUGGGAUCCCCAUCAUUGCAGCCAAUAUGGAUACCGUAGGCACCUUUGAGAUGGCCAAGGUUCUCUGUAAGUUCUCCCUCUUCACUGCUGUCCACAAACACUACAGCCUCGAGCAGUGGAAAGAGUUUGCUAGCUGGAAUCCUGACUGUCUUGAGCAUCUGGCUGCCAGCUCAGGCACAGGCUCUGCUGACUUCGAGCAGCUGGGACAGAUCCUGGACGCUAUUCCCCAGGUGAAAUAUAUAUGCCUGGACGUGGCCAAUGGCUACUCUGAACACUUUGUUGAAUUUGUAAAGGAUGUGCGGAAGCGCUUCCCUGAACACACCAUCAUGGCAGGGAAUGUGGUAACAGGAGAGAUGGUGGAAGAGCUGAUUCUCUCUGGGGCUGACAUCAUCAAAGUGGGAAUUGGACCAGGUAAGCUGGUUCACCGGGGCCACUGGCCACCGCUUCAGUGGCAGACACCUGCGGAGAACUUCCCUCUCAUCCUUGUCACGUUCUUCUUAGGCUCCGUGUGUACCACCCGGAAGAAGACCGGAGUGGGGUAUCCACAGCUGAGCGCAGUGAUGGAGUGCGCAGAUGCUGCCCAUGGCCUCAAAGGCCACAUCAUUUCCGAUGGAGGUUGCAACUGUCCCGGGGAUGUGGCCAAGGCUUUCGGGGCAGGAGCUGACUUCGUGAUGCUGGGCGGCAUGCUGGCUGGGCACAGCGAGUCAGGUGGUGAGCUCAUCGAGAGGGAUGGCAAGAAGUACAAGCUCUUCUAUGGCAUGAGUUCUGAAAUGGCCAUGAAGAAGUAUGCCGGGGGCGUGGCUGAGUACAGGGCCUCAGAGGGAAAGACAGUGGAGGUGCCCUUUAAAGGGAAUGUGGAACAUACCAUCCGAGACAUUCUUGGAGGCAUCCGCUCCACCUGUACCUACGUGGGAGCAGCUAAGCUGAAGGAGCUGAGCCGGAGAACUACCUUCAUCCGUGUCACCCAGCAGAAUGGGAGAGGGCGCCCGCCUUUAAAAAAUAAAAUUAAGCGGUUGGAUUUGCUCCUCGCCAUGUCUUCUCACAAGACUUUCAGGAUCAAGCGAUUCCUGGCCAAGAAACAAAAGCAGAAUCGUCCCAUUCCCCAAUGGAUUCGAAUGAAAACUGGUAAUAAAAUCAGGUACAACUCUAAGAGAAGACAUUGGAGAAGAACCAAGCUGGGUCUAUAACGAGCCUCACAAAUGAAGUGGCACACAUUAUCAGAACAUCACUAGUGUCUGGAACAGCUGCCUGUGUUUGAUGCUCUCUCCUCUUGAUCUUUCCUCACCACUGCUCACUGUGUAGCUCAGUAAUAAACAUGUGAACCUUUUGUUGGAAAAAAUUUAAAAAUAAAAUAAAAUUCAAAGUUUGAAAAGAUACAUCAGAUUGUUAAUCUGGUUUUUUUCUAGAUGGUGAGACUGCAGGAAAUUUUUGUACUUUUCUGUGUUUGAUAUGUUUUUUUUAAUCGUGUAGUUCUAAAAUAAAUAAAAUAGAUUUCCUUUUUCGAAUUUCUGUUGUGCGCUUACUCCAGUCAGCCCCCUAAUAUAGUUGACCAUUUUACUUGUCUUUCUCCUGUCACCGUUCCUAGUGUCUCUCCUUAUUUCCAUUGCCAGGG